This is a messenger RNA of Menidia menidia (Atlantic silverside), 5975 nucleotides long. The record is from the annotation of a GenBank genome assembly. NCBI's taxonomy places the organism in Eukaryota, Metazoa, Chordata, Actinopteri, Atheriniformes, Atherinopsidae.
AUGAUCUUUUCAUUUGUUAUUCCGGCCUAUUUGAUGCCCUUUCUCUUUGUGCCUGCAGGCUGUGAGAGUGACUUCUGGGGUCCUCAUUGCAGUAAUCGGUGCCAGUGUCGAAAUGGGGCUAAAUGUAACCCCAUCACAGGUGCCUGCGUCUGCACUGAUGGUUACCAGGGAUGGCGUUGCGAGGAGCUUUGUGAGCCUGGUUACUAUGGCAAGGCUUGUCAGUUACCUUGCCAGUGUCUCAAUGGUGCCACCUGCAACCAUGAGACAGGCGAGUGCAUUUGUGCACCGGGGUAUUCAGGAGCUUUCUGUGGAGAGCGCUGCCCCAAUGGUAGUCAUGGGCCUCAGUGUGAGCAGCGCUGCCCCUGUCAGAACGGAGGAAUGUGCCACCACAUCACAGGCGACUGCUCUUGCCCUGCCGGAUGGACGGGUUCAGUGUGUGCCCAGCCCUGCCCUCUUGGAAAGUACGGCAUCAACUGCAGCAAAGACUGUUCAUGUCGCAAUGGCGGACUGUGUGACCACAUCACAGGGCAGUGCCAGUGUGCAGCAGGCUUCAGUGGACGAAGAUGUCAAGAAGACUGUCCUGUAGGCACAUACGGUCCACAGUGUAACCAAAGGUGCGAGUGCCAAAAUGGUGCCAAGUGUCACCACAUCACUGGAGCCUGUCUUUGUGAAACUGGCUUUAAAGGGCCUAAUUGCCAAGAAAGAUUCUGUCCUCCGGGCCUCUAUGGUUUCAUCUGUGACAAGUACUGCCCCUGUAAUACCACCAACACCGUAAGCUGCCAUCCACUUUCUGGUGAAUGCACGUGCUCUACAGGAUGGACAGGGCUGUACUGUAAUGAGACCUGCCCUCCUGGAUACUAUGGAGAGGGAUGCAUGCUGUUUUGCAGCUGUGCCAAUGGAGCUGACUGUGAUCCCGUCACAGGCGCCUGUAUCUGUGCCCCUGGGUUCAUGGGGGAGGACUGUGCUACAAUCUGUCCACCUGGUCUUUUUGGACCAAACUGCAUGUCAACGUGCUCCUGCCACAAUCAUGCAUCCUGCUCACCGAUCGAUGGCUCCUGCAUCUGCAGGGAAGGCUGGCAGGGAGUGGACUGUUCCAUCCUUUGUUCCAGUGGCACUUGGGGUCUGGUCUGCAACCAAACAUGCUUGUGUAGCAAUGGAGCUGCAUGUGACCCUACAGAUGGCACCUGUUCUUGUUCCCCUGGGUGGAGGGGGGUGCACUGUGAUGAGUCCUGCCCUGACGGCACAUAUGGGCUGGAGUGCCGUGAACGCUGUGACUGCAGCCAUGCGGAUGGCUGUGACCCCGUGACUGGCUACUGCCGCUGCUACCCUGGAUGGACAGGUCAGUACUGCUUCAGAUAUAUGAGCAAGCUCCCAUCCUGUGCCAAAAAGAGCUCACAGAUCAGAGCUGAAUCCACUGCGAUAAUGUGUGCCCACAAGGCUUCUGGGGACCCAACUGUUCAGUCAGCUGUUCCUGUCAGAAUGGAGGGUCCUGCUCUCCUGAGGAUGGCACAUGUGUUUGUGCACCUGGAUACAGAGGAACCUCGUGCAAAAGAAUCUGCUCUCCUGGGUUUUACGGGAAACGCUGCAGCCAGUCGUGUCCACAGUGUGUCCACAGCACCGGGCCGUGCCAUCAUGUCACUGGCCACUGUGAGUGCUUGUCCGGCUUCUCUGGCUCUUUGUGCAGCCAAGGCAAUCUGUCCAAACGGCAGAUACGGGAGGGCCUGUGCUGAGAUCUGCCUCUGUACUAACAACGGCACCUGCAACCCCAUCGAUGGCUCCUGCCAAUGCUUCCCUGGCUGGAUUGGAGAAGAUUGCUCUCAGGCCUGUCCCUCUGGGCACUGGGGCCCUGAUUGUCUGAACUCCUGUAACUGUCACAAUGGAGCCCAGUGCAGUGCCUAUGAUGGGGAGUGCAGGUGCAUCCCCGGCUGGACCGGUCUCUACUGCACACAACGCUGUCCUUCAGGGUUCUAUGGCAGGGACUGCGCUGAAGUCUGUCGGUGCCAGAACGGAGCAGACUGUGACCACAUCACCGGCCAGUGUGCUUGUCGAACUGGUUUCAUUGGGACGAGCUGUGAGCAGAAGUGUCCUGCUGGUACAUUUGGAUAUGGUUGCCAGCAGCUGUGUGAGUGCCUGAACAAUGCUACCUGUGACUAUGUGACUGGAACAUGCUACUGCAGCCCUGGAUACAAAGGCAUCCGCUGUGAUCAAGCAGCUCUGAUGAUGGAAGAGCUCAACCCAUACACUAAGAUUAGCCCAGCACGAGUCUCAGAGCGCCAGUCCGCAGGGGCUGUCAUGGGAAUCAUCUUUCUCCUUCUCAUCAUUAUGGCCAUGCUCAGUCUGUUUGUGUGGUACAGACAGAGGCAGAGGGACAAGGGCCAUGAGAUUCAGCCCAGUGUGUCCUACACACAGGCGAUGCAAAUUAACAGCACUGACUAUUCUCUUUCUGAGUGUGGCAGUACGGUUGCAAUGAGAACCAGCGGCCCAGACACCAACCAGGGUCAGAGCGCCAGCAGCCAGUGCUUCAACAAUCCCAGUUACCACACGGUGGCUCAGUGCAAUGUCGUAUCAACCAUUUCCAGCAGCCUGGAUAACACUCUGACACUCAAAUCAAGCACCCUGAAAAGCAGAAAUGGGUCUGAAUGGAGAGCAUACUGCAACAUCAAUGACAUAGAUGUUCAACAGGGAGAUCCACAGACACAAAGAAGUUCAAGAAAAGAUUAUAUCAAGAGCUCCAUGUGCAGCAACAGCUCCUGCUCUCUGAAUAGUGACAAUCCAUAUGCCACCAUUAGAGACCCACCGGGGUUGGUUUGCAAGCACACAGAAAGCAGCUAUGUGGAGAUGAAAUCCCCCUCCCACCGGGAAGUGCCCUUUGGAGGCACCGCCACCCUCCUGGGCACUGUGAGCAGGAAUGUCUAUGAUGUUGAGCCAACUGUGAAUGUGCUACAGGGACCCAAUGGAAUGGCCACCGGUUUCUCCCAGAGCCCCUAUGACCUUCCCUGCAGCAGCCACAUCCCCAGCCACUACGACAUUCUUCCCAUGCGCCAUAGCCCCACACACACACCUCCGCCACCCCCGGAGAGCCCCAGCUCUUUACUCUAGAGUGUACAACCUCCACCUGUUAACGAUAGCAUGCCGGCAGCUGGGAAUUUAACUUUCAGCCAGCGGCCCUUGCUUUGUGUCCGUGUGAGUUCAAUUAGAUACCGGUAUGUUGAGAUGGAGUGACAGCUACAGCUUCUCUGGAACCUAGUCUCUUUGGUUCCCUCACUUGCACUCUUUCAGUUCCCCUUGAAGGAAACAAGGGGUGGGGGAGUGUCACACACACCAGCGACCAUUCACCGAUUUUAUUUUCUUAUAUUACUGAUCACUCAGUUUGCUGCCUGGCCUGUUUAUGGACCUCCUGAAGUGGAACAUUAUUGUUCAAAACACAGCUAAGGGCAGAAUACAUGAAAUGGGUGAACAGUUUAUUUACAGGGCACACUCAUUUUUAUCCCAUGAUAUAGGUUUAUUACUCAAGAGCAACCAAGUGUUUAUAAUAUCGCUGAAGCAGAAGCGAUUGUCCCUACAGGAUGGAAGUGAUUGCAGCCUUGACUAUGUCAAAGUGGGCAAAGACUAAUGAUGUGCAAACAUCUGUGUAUGAGUUGUCCCGAUGUGCAGCAGCUGCAGACUGCAGUACAGCAAUGUGAAUUGUUUGUGCUCAUCAGCCCUGAAGUGAAGACUUUUUAAUGCAAAAGAAGUUAUUUCUCUGUCCUAUAUGUUAGAUGGCUGAGAGUCAACCCAGUUUGAGAAAACAUGGAUAAAUAGGAAUAUAUUGUAAUGGUUCUGUAUACACUGUUCACUGUUCAGUAAUGAUCACACAGUUAAUACUAAUGUAAGCUAAGUUUUAUUGUUAAUGAGGCCAUGUGUAUUUGGACAUGUAUUUGGGUCACCAGUAUUCAUGCAUAUAUCACAUUACUCAAAGUCACAGACACUGAAUCAGUUUAAAGUUGUUUUUUCCCACACAAAUUAAGUGCUACAAUCCUGUGUUGUUGUUGUUUUUUUAUUUAUGUGGAAGCUUUUUUCUUGCAUUGUUUACAUUUUCAGAAUUUUGGAUGUUAAGAAUUGAUUGCUUUGACCUUUUUAUGUUUUGUAUUUAUAAAGGCAAUUGUUUUAAGUAUUUAUUUAUAUUAUUGAUGGUGUUAUUUUUUAAUCAGUGUGACUAGAAUAAAAAAAAGAUGAGCAUGAUCAGAUAAUGGAUACCCACUAAUGUAGAUAAUACACAAUUUAUCUUGUGAGAUUAGCAGUGUCAUUUUGUGAGCUGUUUUUGAAGUCACUUAAAAUGUUCUCUUUCUGUCAAAUUGUAGAUUGAAAAAAAAAAUCAUAUGACCAGUUUAAGACCCACAAAUCCCCUGUGCAGCAUUCACCAAGGUAACCAUAUGUAAAAAUUCAUUAAAAAUAGGAUUUUAUGUUUACAUUGGGCUAUUUAACUUCUUCGUGGGAACUGGAUUUGCUCAUUGAUUAUGUGAAUGCCAUCUCACUCUCUGUUGAAGCAAUAACAUUUUGACAAUCGAUGCACAGCCAGUAUUUCAUUAUUGCUGGACGUAAUUAUGUCAUCUUUAACCAGCGUAGAAAAGGCUCACCAUAUUUUACUUGAUUGUUUGUCCUUUCAGGACAGUUUUUCUGGUUGCUGUCAUAUCAAAGAUGGUUUUUGUUUUGGUUUCUAAGUUUCAAAUUAAAUACCUAUUCUGCCAUCAGAAACCUGUCUCAAUCAGGUCAAUACAUGUGAUAAAAGAAGAAAACAGGAUGUCUAAGUAAUGAUAAACGUGAUUGGGUUACUGGGUUCUCUUCACAGCCUUUGAGUGAGGAAUUUACCAUAAUAAUUCUCAAUAGAAACCUUGCAAACUCAUGAGGGAAAACAUUUCAGAAAAGUAUUCUAAAAAUUAUUAGACUAAGAAAUUACAUUGAAAGUAGUCUACAUCUAGUUCUAGUUCUGAGAAGCUUGUUAAUAUAUCUCCUAAAUGACAACAGUGCUUUUUAAAAACAUGUAUAUACUUUGUACCAAGUGAUGUUAAGGAAUUUCUCUGCCUCAGCCUUGUGGGAUGUGUGCAGGAAUUAAACUCUUUUGUAUGUAUAAUUCACUGAUCAACUGACAUUAGACAAAAAGUAGCCUGUCACUGCCUCUCUCAUUUGAAAGUUUGGAGUCUGUUUAAUCUCUGACCGUGCCCACCUUCUAGUUUCUCAUAUGAGCUACGGUGAAAGUCUCCAGUUUUCCAUCAGGAGUUCAUCACUGCAGCAAGAUAAAGUGUUAAAUGCUGGAAGUUCUAUCUAAUUUCAUGGAAAUGAUCAUCCUGUGUCCACCAAUAUGGGCGGAUCUCUGUCAGAUAGCACAGUUUAGAAUUGAAUAAUGUCACUGCUAAAAUACAUCAUCGCUGAAACACAAAGAAAAAAGUUAGAUUUCUUAAAAGUAUCAAAUGUGAACUCAGCCUGUUAGAACAAACAAACCUUUCAUCAGGGCAGUUAAAUUGAUGCAAUACUGGACCAUACACUGUCACAUGUUAAUGGAGGCCAUAUUUCCAAGAACCACCUGAACUCAACCACAACAUUAACUGAAUAAACUGAUUUAAACAUGCAACACAUGCUGUGAAAACAAUGUCCAAGGCAAGGUGAACGUGUUGAGUAUGUAUUACUAAGGAACUGUGGCUGUCAUAAAUUAUUCUUAUGGGAUAAAUGACACGUCUUUGUACUUGGACAAAGCCUCAUUAAGCCAGUUCUCUGCAUUUGAGGUGUUGCUCAGCAGCAGCAGAUUUCCAAAGUGCUAUAGAUGAUGAGCAUGCACCCAAAUGACAGCCAACAAACCCUGAGUAAAAAGAAGUUGAGUCAGGAGGUGUGGACGGCGCUAAAAAGAAAGAGAAACAUAAAAACACAAGAUCAAACUGCUGCCAGAUGGGCUCUCAAGAUGGAUAUUGAUUUUGUAGAUUGCUGAAUGCCUCCAUGAUAUA